CAAUUGUCGGGCUUGUUUUGUUGACGGACCAGUUGUAAGAUAAUGUGGUCUUUGCUCUUGGCAAUAGACAUCAGAGUUUCAUCUUAAAAAAAAACAUCUCACAACAAAUUACGAAAUGGCAAAUAUGGCGUCGCGGAGUUACAGUGUUUGUGUUCUUUGCCGGAGGUCGGGGUUUGUGAGGAUGUUGAUGAGGGGAAUGAGCACAUCAGCUCAACCCCAGCCUCAGAUAGAUUUCCUCAAAGGAGUUCCACACAAGAGGCAUCCAGGUGUGACCAACCUGAAAACUCUGCGCCUGCCUGAGGAACUUCAGGCUGCAGCGCAAAUAAUUAUUCAGGACUCUAAGGAGAGACAGUUGCCGGAACGUGCCCAGAAGCUCAGCCAAUACCUGUGGAGCAGAAAACGAGCUGUGGAGGACUCAGCUCUGAGAAAAAAGGCUGUGAGUCUGGAGAGGGAAUAUUGGAACGAAGCCAUGGAGAAGAUCACCGGAGAAUUUGACGAGGAGGCGCUGGAUAACAAAAUCAGGAGAAAAGUGUUGACGGAGCUCAAAAAAACAACAUAUCACUGGACUCCUAUGAAGUACGAUGAAGAGGUCGCGGUCGUGUACAUGGCAGCUCGCUUGGCCGGAGGCUACGCUGCCGUGAGGAGAGCCCUGAACGAGAUCAAGAAGAGAGAUCCAGCUUUUGCUCCUCACUCUCUUCUGGAUUUUGGUUCUGGACUGGGAACAGUCGUCUGGGCGGCUCACUCUCACUGGGCGGAGUCUCUGAAGGAGAUGAUCUGUGUGGACAGCUCUGGACCAAUGAACAUUCUGGCAGAACGACUUCUGAGAGGUGAUGAUGAAAAAGCUCAGCCUCACAUCAAACAUGUUUAUUUCAGACACUUUCUUCCUGUCUCCCCAAAGGUGCAGUUCGACCUGGUGGUGUCAGCGUUCACUCUGUCAGAGCUACAGAGUGUGAAGGAUCGAGAAGAGGCCGUGUUCACUCUGUGGAGGAAGACCAGCUCUUACCUGGUGCUGAUAGAAAACGGGACCAUGGAAGGACAUCAGAUCCUCAUGGAAGCCAGAGACUCUUUGUUAACGAAACAGGAGAAAAUGGUCCACGAUCCCAGACCAGCCUCAGUCUUCGCUCCUUGUCCUCAUGAACGCACUUGUCCUAAACUGACUGGACACAGGGUUCUCCCCUGUAACUUCGUGCAGCUCUACCAGCCUGUGUCUCUGCCCAGGUUCCCGAACAACAGCCCACAGAGGGAGAAGUUCAGCUACCUGAUCCUGACCCGGAGUGGGUCCCAGCAGGAGGAGACAGAGGGUCUGGACUGGGCCAGACUGGUGGCACCGGUGCUGCGCAGGUCCAGACACGUUCACUGUCAUACGUGUGGCUCAGACGGAGAGCUCAAACACCUGGUGGUGACCACCAGCAAAUACACCAAAGACAUUUAUCGCUGCGCUCGCAACAGUGAGUGGGGAGAUCAGCUGCCGCUCCUUCAGACAGAAGAGGAGGAUGAGGAGGAGGGGGUCCAGAACCAGAGUGACUCAGAGUGAUGAUGGACUCACAGAUCGACUGACGGCUUCA
This is a messenger RNA of Cynoglossus semilaevis (tongue sole), 1565 nucleotides long. RefSeq names its product methyltransferase like 17 (gene mettl17). Bases 116 to 1534 code for a protein of 472 amino acids. Gene Ontology annotation, molecular function: methyltransferase activity; structural constituent of ribosome. The transcript is spliced from 14 exons. Gene Ontology annotation, biological process: translation. Gene Ontology annotation, cellular component: mitochondrial small ribosomal subunit. NCBI's taxonomy places the organism in Eukaryota, Metazoa, Chordata, Actinopteri, Pleuronectiformes, Cynoglossidae. The record is from RefSeq and is a predicted model, not a curated record.